UCCUCAACAAUAAACUCGAGACAUUCUCUGGAAGUCUGUCUCUGUCUCUUCUCGCUCUCGCUCUCUCCUCUCUCCUGAGUCCUGACCCGUGGAAGAAGCAGGCACUCCAUCCACUCACCUUUAGUGGUUCCAGGACCUGCUGCUAUCAGAUAGCGAACGACAGCGCAGCUACACAGUCAAGAACAGUCUCCUCUCUCUCCUCCGUUUCUCUGCUGGGAGGUGUAUGAAUAUCAGUUGGAGAAGAGAUAGUGUCAUUCAUAUGUUUACUCGUGAAUAUCAGCAACCAUAUCCAUUAUAAUAAUUUUAACACAAAGUCAUAUUAUUUUUAAUUCAGACCUACAGACAAUAUGUACUCCUCAUCGACCCUUUCCUCCUCCUCCUCUCCCUCAUUCACCAACAGACGUGGGAACAUCAAGUUCUCAUCGGCAAAAUUCUCAACUGCUUUGCCACGUCCACGAAGGACAGGAGGACUCCUCUCGUUUCGUAGCACCAGAAGAUCAGCACCACGACCGACUCGUGUCAAGGCAAUAUUUGACAGCAUUCUUAAAGGAUAUGUUGAUGGUAUUGGUGCUGUCAAAGGUAUUGUGGACAGUAUGAAAGAGCAGCUGCCAUCAGAAGAGGACCAGUUUACUCAAUCAAUCAGCAGCAGACAGCACUACUUCAUGGAUAGAGAUAAAAGUUUAAAAGCUUUGGAACGUAAGAUCAGGACAUUAGAAGUACAGAAAGACAGGAUUGAGGAACUCAGAGAUGAAUAUCUCCUCAAACUAAAGCUGAGAGAAGGUGCUUUUAAUCUGGCACAGGCACUGUCUAACAGACCUUCAAGAACUGGCAAGGAGAAGUUAAAUGAAGCAAGGAUUGAACAGAAAGAACUUUCUGAGGAUCUUUGUGACAUUGAAGAUGAACUUGAAACAAAGCUUGGAGUGUUUAAAGUCAGAAUUAAUAAUUUCUCCACUUUACCUCGGACCACAACAGCGAGUGAAGUGAUAGAGACACAACUGAAACUGUCCAGUCAAAAAUGGAAGGCAAAGUGUAAGAUUGGAAAACACCAGCAGCAAAUGUGGCAAGACAAUGACAUAUUUUUGUUGUGCAAGUUAACGGACGAAUUAUUUUUAAAAGUUAUUGAAGUGAAGAGGAUUCAAGGAAAUAAUUUGAUUGGCUCCGUCAAGUGUCAGACGAGAGAAUUCUUUACCUUUUCACCUCAAGUUGUCACAGUAACUCUACCAGCUGUCCAUAAUAUUAAAUUGAACCUUGAGAUAAGAUGGAGUCCAUUGAUAGCUGAUGAUUUCUUAUCUGAUCUUGAUCUUAAACCCAUUUAUUGUCACAUUGGUGCUCCUAUAGCCCCAGGACCUCACAGGCUAAGUAAUGUCUCAAGGUCUCAUGGUAAAGCUGGUUCUAGAGAUAAAGAAAAGAAAAGAUCAAAAGAUAGUUCGAUUGAAAAGAUACGAAUAAGAACUGAGUCUCCUGAGCUCUUGUUCAAGAGUAGCGGCAGUUUUGAUGCUAAAGCUGAAAAGGCUCGUCCAAAAAGUACCUCAGACUUGCUGAGUAAGCAGAUUAUUCCACCUGACCUGAACGAUGUCAAGAGAGUAUCAAAGAACAGAAUGUUUGAAAGUUCUUUAUCCCAACCUUCUGAUUCUUCCCCUCUCCUCCAGCGACACCAGAGGAGCAGUAGUGCCGGUUGUCGUACAGCUGCUAGAGUAUCAGUAUCAGGUGUGAGCUCGGAUCAUGAGAUUGUUAGUUUAGAAUCAACAGGAUCUGAAGGGGGCGGGGCAGGGGGAGGGGCUUCUCCAGGGAACACAGUUCGUCCUCAGAAUAUCUCAUUAUCCUCUCUACUGGAGUCAGUGCUGCUGGCUCUUGAGGAACCUAAAGAGCAGUACAACGAGCUGAGAGCAUUAGAGACUCAACUAAUGAGACUACAGACUGCUUUAAGAGGAGGUAGAUUGGUCAAGGCUCCAUCAGUGACUCUUAGUGAGAGCAAUGCUCUUGAUUCUUUUGAUUUCUUAGACACUGGACUCACCUCUGGGGAUGAGCCCUCAGAUCAAAGAAGAGGCUCACACCAGCUCGCUCAGAUAUCAGAGGGCGUGGCAAUGGGUGGAGCUUCACCAGCGUCAACCCAUACCGGCAGUACAAAGUCCCUGGAAGGUACCAAGACAGAGUCUUUCAGUGACUUUAUAUCGUUACAAGAAGAACUGUUGGCAUCAUCAAGCACUGAUGGGAAGAGGGAACAGGCCUCUCUCUCUCCUACUGCUGACGGGGGCCCUGUUGUUGUCAAGGAGACGACAGGAAGUGAGUCAAUAGAUCGGGUUUUAAUGCAGCACCUCCUCCACUGUGAAUUCUUAUUACAACACUUACAGGCUAUAGGUCCUCUUAACCACAAACUGUCCGUUGGACUCAAGAAGUUGUUUCAUGAGGCGGAGAUCAUACGAGACUUGUUGAACUAUGCAGCCGAUGUUGAGAACAUUCCAAGAAUAGAACAAAUUCUGCCCGAGUUAGCUGCUUCAGAUCAUCUGUUUCGUUUCUGGAAGUCUGUGGCCGUCAAAGAUGAUGAUCUGUGUGUUAGUUGCGGCCUCUUUGUGAUUGCACUGGACGAGAAGUACGGACAAGGACUUUGGACUGACUUCCCUGAGAUUGCAAAUAAAGUAUUUUCUGAAUUAUUAACUCGAGUGCUUGAUCUUGAAGGAGACGAGUGUGAUCCGGUUGAAAAUAAAAUGGCAGUCACUGUAUAUCAGUACUGCUCCUUCUUCCUUCAAAUUGGCAGCACUAAAGCAAUACCCAAAGCAUUGAAGGAGAUUGCACAAGAAAUGAGUAUAACUGAGGGGCUGCGAGAUGGUGACGCUGAAUCAAGGGCGAAAAUAGCAGGCCUAUUGCCUACUUAUCCGUUCAAUCAUGGGGCACUAAUUGCAGCUGCUUAUCUGAUGACUGAUAGACAAACUAAAGAUGCAGCUGUGGCUUAUUUGAGUAACUUUGCUGGUAACAGUCCCUGGAGAGCUAAGGCUAUACAGUAUUACAUUGAAUCGUUGGAGCAUUCUGAUCAGGCAGUCCGUAUUGGGGCUUGUCAUGCACUUGGACAAUUGAAAGCGGAACAAGCGGUGAAGCAGCUGAAGUAUUUGGAGAAGGUUGAUUUCUCUCCUGUCAAGGCAGCUGCAAGUCAAGCACUGAGAGAACUAGAUGAUUCUUUAUCAAAAGAGGGAUCUGUCCUUACCGUCUCUCUAGUGGAACGAGGAGGAGGAGGAGGAGGAACACCUGCUGAUCCCUUUCUUGUUAAAUUAGGACAAUUCAAUGGAAAACUGAGUGGAGCCUCAGGAGGCAUGGCAGAUAUACCACGUACAAGAAGUGCCGAGUGUAUAUUAUUGUUGGACUCAAAUGACUACAGAACAAAAUUAUAGUUUAAAUAAAUAUAACCAUCGUCUAUAAUAGUAAUGCAUAAUUUUAUUUCAAAAUCUACUCUCACUCCCUCUCUUUCUCUUUACAGAUUUUAUCACUUGCAAUUGUUGUGUCUAAUCUAAAA
This is a messenger RNA of Amphimedon queenslandica, 3505 nucleotides long. Its product is annotated as protein FAM65B-like. The transcript is spliced from 27 exons. The record is from RefSeq and is a predicted model, not a curated record. The coding region runs from base 348 to 3383 and encodes 1011 amino acids. NCBI's taxonomy places the organism in Eukaryota, Metazoa, Porifera, Demospongiae, Haplosclerida, Niphatidae.